UGGUCAUGUGCACACAGCGAUGCCGCCUCCGAGUCGACGUGUGAAGAACGCCCGAGCGAUCCCACGGGCUGAUGGCCGCUUUGCGCCAAAGGCUGCAGUGAUUGAAAGCAGCCCGGGGCUGGAAGACAUUGAGGAUGACACGACGUUGACGGUGGCGCUCAAGCCAUCAUGCGUCCCGGCAAGUUCUCGGACGGCCGCGAGCAGCCAAUGGUCUUCGAAGCCGGCACGGAGAACGCUGGCCAAGCCAAAGGCAUCAAGCAAGUUCUUCUGGAGCGUGGCAUCGACGUUGCCGCGCAUGGCCUCCGGAUGAAGUGCCCGAACGAGAACGUCGAUGUCAGCGCCACAGACGAGGUGCUCAUGUGCUGCGCGAGGCACUGCGUCGCGUCGCAACCCGACUUCCGCUCCCAGGUAUCGCUCUUGGAAGAAACGAUCUCCGGUGCAGGUCACCACUGCUUGUUCUUGCCCAAGUUCCACUGCGAGUUGAAUCCUAUCGAAGCCUACUGGGGGGCAGCCAAGCGCUACGCUCGAGCCAACUGCGACUACUCGUUCGAAGGACUCAAGACUUGCGUGCCAAAGAGCCUCGAAAGCGUCCCGCUGGCGUCGAUUCGUAAGUAUUUUCGUCGAUGCCAACAUUUUGUCGAGGCGUACCAUUUGGGUUGCGACUACGAGCUGACGAAGUAUGCCCACAAGAAGUACAGAAGCCACAGACGCAUUCCCGGCUCGAUUUUACAAGAAAAAGACGCGAUAAUUGCCGAAAUGAAACAAAAAUAGUCGGUUAUCCUCGAAAAAGUUGCUUGAGAUUGCUU
Messenger RNA from Saprolegnia diclina VS20, 806 nucleotides. RefSeq lists its product as hypothetical. Gene Ontology annotation, molecular function: nucleic acid binding. The transcript has a single exon. The record is from RefSeq and is a predicted model, not a curated record. The coding region runs from base 169 to 771 and encodes 200 amino acids. Lineage: Eukaryota; Oomycota; Saprolegniomycetes; Saprolegniales; Saprolegniaceae.